GAGCAAAGAGCUGCUGGGAGCUGUUAGCCAGAGGGGUUGUCCUGAGCGACUGGUACACCGUCUACCCCUGGGAUUGCCCUGCCGCGGCUGUGCUUUACGAGAUGGACAUGGACGGGGCAGCUGGCUGUACUUCAGACAGCACACUGUCACAGGCAAGGGAUUCAUUGGCCCAAAACAAAAACAUACUAUUUUCGACCAAAGACGGUGAUAACAGUGCGUACUCUAGCAACUGCACUGUAACCUACAAG
Molecule: messenger RNA, 248 nt
Organism: Cariama cristata (Red-legged seriema)
Lineage: Eukaryota; Metazoa; Chordata; Aves; Cariamiformes; Cariamidae
Product: ficolin-2-like
Exons: 3
Source: RefSeq, a predicted model, not a curated record